Messenger RNA from Anopheles maculipalpis, 414 nucleotides. Its product is annotated as histone H3. Gene Ontology annotation, cellular component: nucleosome. The coding region runs from base 1 to 411 and encodes 136 amino acids. The transcript has a single exon. The record is from RefSeq and is a predicted model, not a curated record. Gene Ontology annotation, molecular function: structural constituent of chromatin; DNA binding; protein heterodimerization activity. Lineage: Eukaryota; Metazoa; Arthropoda; Insecta; Diptera; Culicidae.
AUGGCGCGUACCAAGCAAACUGCCCGCAAGUCGACCGGAGGAAAGGCUCCCCGUAAGCAGCUGGCCACCAAGGCUGCCCGCAAGAGCGCACCGGCUACCGGUGGCGUGAAGAAGCCUCACCGUUACCGUCCCGGUACGGUGGCUCUGCGUGAGAUCCGUCGUUACCAGAAGUCGACCGAGUUGCUGAUCCGCAAGCUGCCCUUCCAGCGUCUGGUGCGCGAAAUCGCGCAGGAUUUCAAGACCGAUCUCCGUUUCCAGAGCUCCGCUGUAAUGGCACUGCAGGAGGCUAGCGAAGCAUACCUCGUCGGUCUGUUUGAGGACACCAACCUAUGCGCCAUCCAUGCUAAGCGUGUGACCAUCAUGCCAAAGGACAUCCAGCUGGCUCGUCGUAUCCGUGGCGAACGCGCUUAAGCA